This is a messenger RNA of Neltuma alba, 1191 nucleotides long. RefSeq names its product iron-sulfur cluster assembly protein 1. The record is from RefSeq and is a predicted model, not a curated record. The transcript has 4 exons. Gene Ontology annotation, molecular function: iron ion binding; electron transfer activity; iron-sulfur cluster binding. Gene Ontology annotation, cellular component: membrane. Gene Ontology annotation, biological process: iron-sulfur cluster assembly; tricarboxylic acid cycle. NCBI's taxonomy places the organism in Eukaryota, Viridiplantae, Streptophyta, Magnoliopsida, Fabales, Fabaceae. Bases 161 to 949 code for a protein of 262 amino acids.
GUCUAAUUGAAUCCGACGCGAUAGCCUGAGACUGCGAGCAGGAGGGGCGGCUGGUGAGGAAGACGCGAGUAACGAAAGGGCUGUGACCGACGAAACCCACCCAUUCUGACGGUGAAGAAGACUUGUGCGACGGAAGGGGAGGAAGCCUUGAAGAGGAAGAAUGUUGAGGCUGGUUUCAAAGAGAAUUUUGGGAGUGUCACGGGAGGUGCCAUCGCCAACACUCCAAGUUCUGCCUCAAUUCUCCCGUGAGAGUGUUGUUGAUCACUACGACAACCCACGGACUAUGGGAUCCUUCAACAAGAAUGACCCCAUGGUCAGAAUGGGCUUGGCUAGGGAACCCUCUGACAUGAAACUCCAUAUUAAGGGUGAUGAAAUAACCAGAAAGAUCGUUGAUGCUCGCUUCAAGACCCUUGGCCGUGGUUUGGGCAUUGCCUCUUCUUCUGCGGCUAAUGAAUGGGUAAAAGGGAAGCAAAUGGAGGGAGUUUCAUCCACAAAAAACAUGGAAAUUGCAAAGCAUCUGUCAUUUCGUCCAUUUAAGCUUCACUGCGGCAUGUUUGCUGACGAUGCCAUCAAAGCAGGUUUCAAAAGCUAUGAAGCUAAGCGAGCCAUGGCAACAGCCACCGAGGCAACAUCUGGAGAGACAGGUGCCACUCCAGUCACGGCGCCUAUGAAAAAUACACUUCGCCCGAUAUCUCCUCAUCUUUCUAUUUACAAGCCACAGUCCUCUUCCAUGUCUUCAAUUUUUAAUAGGAUCUCUGGGGCUUCCCUGGCAGCUAUGGUUUUGGGUUUCUAUCUUCUAUGUCUGAAAAUGCCUCUGAUUUGCUUCACCUAUGCUGAGUUCUACCAAUUUUUCCAUUUUUCAACAAAUUUCAGCGUAAUCUUUGCCCAGAUCGCUGCCGUUGCCAUGUCCUAUCAUCUGUAUGAUGGGAUCAGGAGAUUGCUGCAUUAGCUCCGUCCUAUUAUCUGUAUGCUGUGGUUAAUGAUGGAGAAAACGGCCAAUGUUAAGGUUUUCUAAUGUUGUCAAGUUUAAGAUCAGUGGGUUGAUGUUCGUUUGAGCAUCUUAACGGCUCAGUCUGAGCUUUAUGUAAUAAAGAUGCUAUUGCCUGAGACAGUAUCAUCUAUGUAACGAAUGUAAUCCCUUGAACAGUGCUUAUUUGGUUUUCUUGCUUUUAUACUUCUUUAUUCUGACAA